Molecule: messenger RNA, 2355 nt
Organism: Amblyraja radiata (thorny skate)
Lineage: Eukaryota; Metazoa; Chordata; Chondrichthyes; Rajiformes; Rajidae
Gene: lhx6a
Product: LIM homeobox 6a
Exons: 9
Coding region: 226-1353 (375 amino acids)
Biological process (GO): regulation of transcription by RNA polymerase II; neuron differentiation; forebrain neuron development
Cellular component (GO): nucleus
Molecular function (GO): RNA polymerase II transcription regulatory region sequence-specific DNA binding; DNA-binding transcription factor activity, RNA polymerase II-specific
Source: RefSeq, a predicted model, not a curated record
GUAGGCGCUCCGUUGAUAACCAAUCAUUCUCUAAGCCCCCCUCGCCCCGGGGCUGCCUUCUCUCCCGCUGAUGAAGUUCUUCUCUGACCGGGCAGGCUUGUCAGUGCCAGGAGCUGGAGCACGCAACCCGGAUCUUCUCAGCUCCAACAUCAAACUGAGGCAGAGGCGCCGAGUAUCCACCGUGACUUCUCCGCGGAAUCGACACUUCCCGGAUCCGGCGCUCCAAUGUUCUGGAAGGGCGAGAGCCUGGUUCCUCCGCCAGAGGGGAAGAAGGUUUUGGCUGAAGAUAUUUUGGCCGAAAAGGUGAUGUCGCAGGAGAGGGAACAUCACCAAGGCGCGUCUCGCUGCGUGGAAGGCACCGUUUCCCGGAGCGUGUCUCACUCUGACAGCGACACGUUGGGAACGAGCAUGGGCAAGGAUGAGAUUCGAUCUUCGCCCAGCCCUCCGUCUACCCCUUCUAUCUCAUCCCCGCCUUCAUCCUCCUACUCCAUUAUCUCCGCCGACAAAAACAUCUGUGCCAGCUGCGGGUUGGAGAUCCUAGAUAAAUAUCUGUUGAAGGUGAAUAAUUUGAUCUGGCAUGUCCGCUGUUUGGCUUGCUCGGUCUGCAGGACUUCCCUGCGCAGACACGCCAGCUGCUACAUUAAAAACAAAGAAAUCUUCUGCAAAGUGGAUUAUUUCAGCCGCUUCGGUACCACCUGUGCCCGGUGCGGGCGGCAGAUCUUCGCCAGUGACUGGGUGCGCCGGGCGAGGGGCAACGCCUACCACCUGGCCUGCUUCGCCUGCUUCUCCUGCAAGAGGCAGCUCUCCACGGGCGAGGAGUUCGGGCUGGUCGAGGAGAAGGUCCUGUGCAGAAUUCACUACGACACCAUGCUGGAAAACCUCAAACAGGCGGCGGAGAACGGUAACGGGCUGAGCCUGGAGGGAGCUGUACCUUCGGACCAGGACAGUCACCCCAAGCCGGCAAAGCGAGCACGGACCUCCUUCACCGCGGAACAAUUACAGGUGAUGCAGGCACAGUUUGCACAGGACAACAACCCCGAUGCACAAACGCUCCAGAAACUGGCCGACAUGACCGGUCUGAGCAGGCGCGUUAUCCAGGUCUGGUUUCAAAACUGCAGAGCACGGCACAAAAAGCACACGCCGCAGCACGCCGUGGGUCAGCCUGGACCCCCUCGGUCGCGCCUCCCUCCGUCCCUACCCGAGGAGCUCCAUUACCAAGCGUUCAGCCAUCACGAGCGGACCCGGAUGGUAGCACUACACGGAUACGUGGAGAACCACCCGUUCUCUGUACUGACUGCUCAGUCAAUCCCACACCAAGCUUUGGCUUUGCCGCAAUUGCCGAUUAGCCGGUGAAUCCCUCGACGGCAAAAUCCAGCUUUUGAAGAACAGAAGGCAUUCAUGGAUCGUGUGAUGGAUCAAGCAGAAAUUUAGUUUGUAAAUCCCGCCUGUGUACAUUCUCGGUCAUGUUGUUAAGCUCUACGCUGUUCACACGGUCUGGCCUGCAGAUCGUAUCGAAUUCAAUUCACUAUCCAAGGAAAUGCUGGAAAUGCUCGGCGAGGCAGGCAGCAUCCGUGGAGAGAGCAGACGAGUUGACGUUCUCGGGUGUGGGCCCCUCUCUCAGUCACGGUUUUCAGCAGCUGCACCACUGUGUUCCUUACAAAGGAACCUACUGACUAUAGUCUGGAGCUGGACCUACUUGCUGCUUCUCGGGAGACUGGUGAAGAAUCUUCUGCAUUACGUGUCUGAUAAUUGUAUUAGAGCUGGGAGCUGGGUGAAGGAGAUGGUUCAUCAAAUCAUCCUUACUGAUGCAACACACCCUUAAGCAGAAGUGGAAGAGACUUUGAGCUUUAUUUCACUUCUUUGAUUUGUUCCAUUUCCCUUGCAGUCGACAAUGCAAUAUGAAGGAAAGGCCUGCCUGAUGACUCACACCUUGCAGUUGCUCACAACUUGUCCCCUUUAACAUCCUGUCCCAUCUGGAGUUCUCUUCACCCAUUCUUUGCGUUGCAGUCCGUUGACAUGCAGCAUGACGUAGCUUUCCCUCAGAGCCCGGCUCCACAUCGGAAAACACGCAUCGUAAUUCUCUCUUUCUCUCUCACUUCAUGUCUCGAGCUCUCGGUUCCAAUAGAACCCACAAAGAGAAACCCUCUCCUCUGUUUCCCUGUUGCACCCACACACACCCACUGGCAACACCGCAAAUUCACUCCUUGCCUGUGAAGGCUUCUCCAUAGAUCAGCGUUUGAGCCAUGCCGAACCGUAUACAUUGUGUUGAGGGGACACUCGAGCAGUUUCAUGAACUCCAUUCAAAUCAAUGGAUCUGUGCUCUAACGGGGAUAAAUAACAUGGCUUCCAGUAAUA